AUGGCUAUAAGGCACAGGGAUCACAGGGCCCCUGGAGAGCUGAGGGUUUGCUAUCCAGCUGUUCACAUGGCUCUGCUGCUCCUGGGUGUCUGGGGCGUCUUGCUGCUCCUGGGGCUGUGGGGGCUGCUCCGGGGCUAUGCCCGAGACCCCUCCCUGGCCCCUCGGUGGCCCCCUGGGCCUCGCCCUCUGCCGUUCCUGGGGAACCUGCAUUUGCUGGGUGUGACCCAACAGGACCGGGCACUGAUGGAGCUCUCAGAACGCUACGGGCCAGUGUUCACAGUCCACCUGGGAUCUCAGAAGACUGUGGUGUUGUCAGGCUAUGAGGUGGUGAAGGAGGCCCUGGUUGGGACCAGGCAGGAGCUGGCCGACAGACCCCCAAUCCCCAUCUUCCAGCACAUCCAGCGAGGUGGGGGCAUCUUCUUUUCUUCUGGAGCUCACUGGAGGGCGGCCCGCCAAUUCACGGUGCGCACGCUGCACAGCCUGGGUGUGCGACAACCACCCAUGGUGGGCAAGGUGCUGCAGGAGCUGGCCUGCCUUGAGAGGCAGCUGGACAGCUAUGGAGGCCAGCCCUUCCCCUUGGCCCUGCUGGGCUGGGCACCCUGCAAUGUCACCUUCACACUCCUCUUCGGCCAGCGCUUUGACUACCAGGACCCUGUGUUCGUGUCCCUGCUGAGUCUCAUCGACCAGGUCAUGGUCCUGUUGGGCUCGCCUGGCAUACAGCUAUUCAACACCUUCCCCCGCCUCGGGGCUCUGCUGCGGUUGCACAGGCCUGUCUUGAGCAAGAUCGAGGAGGUGCGCGCCAUCCUGAGAACCCUCCUGGAGGCGCACAGACCACCCUCGCCCAGUGGCGGCCCCGUGCGGAGUUACCUGGAGGCUCUGCUUCAGCAGGGCCAGGAAGAUGACCCCGAGGACAUGUUUGACGAGGCCAAUGUCCUGGCCUGCACACUGGACAUGGUCAUGGCUGGGACGGAGACCACGGCGGCCACGCUGCAGUGGGCAGUCUUCCUAAUGGUUAAGCACCCACACGUGCAGGGCCGCGUGCAGGAGGAGCUGGACCGAGUGCUGGGCCCCAGGCAGCUACCGCGGCCCGAGGACCAGCGGGCACUGCCCUACACCAAUGCAGUGCUGCAUGAGACGCAGCGGUACAUCACACUCCUGCCCCAUGUGCCCCGCUGCACAGCUGCUGACAUCCGGCUGAGGGGCUACCUGCUUCCCAAGGGCACCCCUGUGAUACCUCUGCUGACCUCAGUGCUCCUGGACAAGACGCAAUGGGCGACCCCAAGCCAGUUCAACCCACAGCACUUCCUGGACGCUGACGGGCGCUUCGUGAAGCGGGGCGCCUUCCUGCCUUUCUCCACCGGUAACUUGCUGGCCCUCAGCCUUCAGGGAGUGCCUUCACCGGCUCUUGCUUUCUCCUCUCCUCUCCAAAAGCAGGCCUGGCAUCCUACAUGGUGCCUUGGUUUCUCUUACAGGCCGCCGGGUCUGCGUUGGAAAGAGCCUGGCCAAGACAGAGCUCUUCCUGCUGUUUGCCGGCCUCCUCAAGCGGUACCAUCUGCUGCCCCCGCCCGGUCUCAGCCCCGCAGACCUGGAUCUGCGGCCUGCCCCAGCCUUCACCAUGCGGCCACCUGCCCAGACCUUGUGUGCGGUGCCUAGAUCCUAGGGUGCUCACACACUGGAAAACUACCAGAGCCUAGCCUACCUCUCCCUCGGGGCACAUUGCGGGCAAUGGUGCAGUUGGAACAUCCCUAGCCAUGAAUGAUGGGCAGACAGUGCCAACUGUCCCUCUGAGUACCCCAGUUUUUAUGUCACAGUGUACAGUGAAGCCAGACUGCCCACCUCUGUCCACUGAAGGCUGGAAGCUGGCCUUUCUUCUGGGCAUCAUGAGGGGGGUGCAGAUAUACCCCCUGGCCAGCCUAGCAGCUCUACCUUGACCUGAUACGGUGCUUCCCGGCUCCUAUACCCCGAACACUACAGACUGUUUUCCACUCCGGUCCCCAAGGCAGCCAAAUCCCCGGAGCACGGACUCAGUCCCAGGCACUUCAUGGACCUUUCCCACCAGACUCUACCACUGGCUCCGCACCAGGCCAUGGGGUCCCCAUACCCAGAUGCCUGGCCUACAGCUCUUCCACAGGCCCCAGCGUACCCUUCUAGCUCUCUACCUGGACAGAGUCCGCCUAAUUUGGGGUGCUUCACCUUUGACUGGAACCAAGGGAACCCCAGGGGAUGCCUGAGCUUGACCAUAGGUGACAUUUCGUCCCCUUCUGCCUCUUCUGCUGUGAAGACUGACACUCCGUGGUCACCUGGGUCAAGAAUCCUUGGUGAAAAAGAGCCUCCUCUCCCAGCUGAUCUCCUGGGAACCUCCCUCCUGGGUUCCUGAAGCCAGUUCGCACUGACAGUGAGGAUCCCGCCACAUUUCCCUUUUUGACUUGGCCACCAGGGGGCCCAGAGCUAUGGUUCUUGAUCCUCCCAGCUGCUCUCUCCCUCCCUUCUCUGUGUUGUUUAUAUUCCUUGUUUCCAGUGUGCUCACUCAAGGCUUUGGGAUGCUGAGCCUGACAAGCCUGCUGCGCAUGUCUAUUACGACAACAUGCCAACUCCAGCAGGGUCUUCCUCAGUAGCAUCCCUGUGGCCCUUGGUACGGCCGCAGACAGCACAAGACUUCCCCAGGUGGGGAGGGAGGGCAGAGCUAGAUGCCACCAGGAGUGGCAAGAGCCAGCUGGACUGCAUGUAAGACCCCGAUCAUGUGACACUCGGGUCCCUUCUGGCACCAAGAGUCUGGUGGUGGUGGUGAGGGACACGAAUGAGCCCCCUUGGGCUCCGGUGUCACACUGCUUUGGUGGUAGCCCUAGCCAGGGCUUUACAGUAAUUCAAUCAGAAGUGACAGAAGUGUCUCAGGGAUGCAGGGCAAGGCUGAGGACAGGGCUUUGUAGGUGAGGUCAGGUGCCCGAGACCCAUGACCCAGGAAGGGGCCCAUGCUUUCUUUGUCUGCCUCUCUCCCCACAGGAAUGCAGUAUUCUGCCACUGAGCCCGAGUGCUAGGGACCUGAGACAAGCCUAUGGCUUUUGUUUCCUUUUUUCAGAGGGUUUCUCCGUGUAGCCCUGGCUGUCCUGGAACUCACUGUGCAGCCCAGGCUG
Peromyscus leucopus (white-footed mouse) is the source of this 3131-nucleotide messenger RNA. Its product is annotated as cytochrome P450 2W1. Gene Ontology annotation, biological process: xenobiotic metabolic process. The record is from RefSeq and is a predicted model, not a curated record. Gene Ontology annotation, cellular component: intracellular membrane-bounded organelle; cytoplasm. NCBI's taxonomy places the organism in Eukaryota, Metazoa, Chordata, Mammalia, Rodentia, Cricetidae. The transcript has 8 exons. Gene Ontology annotation, molecular function: oxidoreductase activity, acting on paired donors, with incorporation or reduction of molecular oxygen, reduced flavin or flavoprotein as one donor, and incorporation of one atom of oxygen; heme binding; iron ion binding. Bases 1 to 1653 code for a protein of 550 amino acids.